Messenger RNA from Miscanthus lutarioriparius, 915 nucleotides. The record is from the annotation of a GenBank genome assembly. NCBI's taxonomy places the organism in Eukaryota, Viridiplantae, Streptophyta, Magnoliopsida, Poales, Poaceae.
AUGCCAGGAGCGGUGGAGUCGGCAGAGGCGGACGCGGCGGCGGCAGCUGCAGCAGCUGCUGCUGUGAGGCAUCGGCGGCCGACGGCGGCCGAGCGCCGGCGCAUGUACCGCGACCUGGCGCUGUCGCUGCGGUGCGGACUCCGCGACGCGGCCGCGGGGUUCUCGUUCCUGCGCCUGCGCGGCCUCCGCGCGCUCCUCCGCGCCCUGCGCUCCGUCGCCGACGCCGGCGCCGACGCGGGCCCCUUCCGCGACUCCCAGUCCAUCCGAGAUCUCCAAGGCAAGGUCCCCACGUCGUCACUGAUCCCGGUGCUGUUCGAGCACAGCCUGCGCAAGGCGGCGGCGACCGGGGCCGGGGACGCGGUGCUGACGGUGGCGCAGGUGCUGGGCAUGGAGCCCGCCGCGGCCAGGCUCAGGAACCCCGCCACGGACUCCGAGGUCGUGCUCGCGCUCAGGGUGCUCGAAGGCUGCUGCCUCCUCUGCCCGGCCUGCGCCGCCGCGGCGCACCGCUACAAUGCCGUCAAGGUAGUUCUGAAUAUACUGAUGACACGGGGCAUCCUUGAGCAAAGAGCAUGUCUGGACACUCUUUUAGCGUUGCUGGUGGAUUGUUCAGAAAACCUGACGGAUUUCAAAGAACAAGAUGGGCUAAAUAGCAUUGCUGCUAUUGUAAAAGAUGCAAAUAGGGACGACCAUGUAAGAUUAAAAUGUUCAGAGUUCCUGCUUCUUUACUCUGGAAACGCAAAAGAAAACUGUGUUGCAGAUUCCGAGUCUAAUAUGCAACAAGACUUGGAAAAAGCUUUUGGAGAAAAAUGUGCAUCAUUUAUCUGCUCAAUGAACCUAUUCAGCUCAACUCUAGAUUCACAAAUGAGGCAAUCUGAGCUGAACUUUCUUGCAGAGCAUGUGUUGGAUUACAUGUAG